Conger conger (European conger) is the source of this 1274-nucleotide messenger RNA. RefSeq names its product E3 ubiquitin-protein ligase TRIM35-like. The record is from RefSeq and is a predicted model, not a curated record. Gene Ontology annotation, molecular function: protein binding. NCBI's taxonomy places the organism in Eukaryota, Metazoa, Chordata, Actinopteri, Anguilliformes, Congridae. The transcript has 5 exons. The coding region runs from base 126 to 1022 and encodes 298 amino acids.
AACUCAGGACUGCACUGGCUCCACUGCAGAAGAAGCUAAAAGCCUUUAAUGCAGUGAAACUAAUCUGUGAUCAAACAGCAGAGCACAUCAAGAGCCAGGCCCAGCACACAGAGAGGCAGAUAAAGAUGGAGUUUGAGAAACUUCAGCAGUUCCUAAAAGAUGAAGAGGCAGCCAGGAUCACUACACUAAGGGAGGAAGAGGAGCAGAAGAGUCAGAAGAUGAAGGAGAAGAUUGAGAAGAUGAAAGAAGAGAUAUCAUCCCUUUCAGAACAGAUCAGAGCCAUAAAACAGGAGCUGGGAGCUGAAGACAUCUCAUUCCUGCAGAGCUACAAGGACACACAAGACAGAGCCCAGUGCACACUGGGGGAUCCAGAGGUGUCAGGACCGCUGAUUGAUGUGGCCAAGCACCUGGGCAAUCUGAAGUACAGAGUGUGGGAGAAGAUGCUGGGGACUGUUCAAUACACUCCUGUGACUCUGGACCCAAACACAGCAGAUCCCAAACUCUCACUGUCUGAGGAUCUGACCAGUGUGAGAAACAGUGGUGAGAGACAGGAGGUUCCUGAUAAUCCAGAGAGAUUUGUUGGAUGGUGUUGGGUGCUGGGCUCUGAGGGAUUCAGCACAGGGACACACUGCUGGGAUGUAGAAGUGGGGGGUGUGGCCUGGCGGGUGGGUGUGAUUAAAGAGUCAUUCAGCAGGAAAGGGCGUUUGGAUCUGAGCCCAGCAGGAGGAGUGUGGAGUAUAAAGCUGAUCAGGGGGGAAUACAGAGCCAUGACCUCCACACCUACAGACCUCACUGUGCAGAGGAAACUCCAGAGGGUCAGAGUGCAGCUGGACUGGGACAGGGGGGAGGUGUCAUUCUCUGACCCCAGUGACAACACUCCUCUCUACACUUUUAAACACUCCUUCACUGAGAGACUGUUUCCUUUCUUUGGUACUCUGGGGACUGUGCGGAUCUGUCCACUGGGGGUGUUUGUAAGUGUUAAACAGCACUGUGGGAUUAUGGGUAAACAUCAGUUGAAGUAAAAUGACUUUAUUUAUUAAACUCCAAGCAGGUUUACAACAGAUGUCAAACAAAAACACGUCAUGAACAAAAUAUAGUCAAUUAUCUGAAAUGUAAAUACAAACAUUCUUAAGUGCUUGAUGAGAAAUGUCUGAUCUCUCUGAUAUAACCUCACAAUGUUAUUACUGAAUAAUUACUGUGGUACAUGGUGGUACUGUAAGUACACUAGUGAGUGUGUAAUGAGUUGGGGUGUAAUAAAUACACCGGUGGAAUAA